This is a messenger RNA of Micromonas pusilla CCMP1545, 1680 nucleotides long. RefSeq lists its product as uncharacterized. The transcript has 2 exons. The record is from RefSeq and is a predicted model, not a curated record. The coding region runs from base 136 to 1680 and encodes 514 amino acids. Lineage: Eukaryota; Viridiplantae; Chlorophyta; Mamiellophyceae; Mamiellales; Mamiellaceae. Gene Ontology annotation, molecular function: flavin adenine dinucleotide binding; NADP binding; N,N-dimethylaniline monooxygenase activity.
CCGAUAUCGCGCGCGGCGUCUCGCGCGCGAGCGGCGUUUCGAUCGCGCGGCGCGCCCGCGUCGCGUCCUCCGCGCCGCGUUCCCUCUCCGCCGUCGCCGCGCGGCGCGCGCGUCGGCGUCGUCGUCGUCGCGUCGAUGGCGACGUCGUCGUCGUCGUCGUCGACCGCGGCGCACGCGUCGCGCCGCGUCGCGAAGGUCGCCGUCGUCGGCGCCGGCGCCGCGGGCCUCGCCGCGGCGAAAGAGCUCCGCGAAUUCGGCCACGACGUGCGCGUCUUCGAGAAGGGCCGCGACGUCGGCGGCGUCUGGGUCUACGACGCCGCCGUGGAGGACGACGCGCUCGGCGUGGAUCCGAACCGCGCGAUUGUGCACUCGUCCGUGUACGCGUCGCUGCGAACGAACCUCCCGAGAGAGGUCAUGGGAUACGCGUCGUUCCCGUUCGCGUCGUCCAAGUCGUUCAGCGGGAGCGACGACCGGAGGUUCUGCGGGCACGAGGAAGUGCGCGCGUACCUUCGCGCGUACGCGACCCGUCACGAUCUGUUGGAUGCGAUUUCGCUGGGCGAGGAGGUGACCGACGCGACGCCGGUCGUCGCCAAGGCGUCCGACGACGACGACGCGACGCGAUGGGGGCCGAAGUGGCGCGUCACCACGAGAUCCGUCGAGAAGGGCGACGACGACGACGCGAACGCCGCCGUCGUCGAGACGUUCGACGCGCUCGUCGUGUGUAACGGGCACUACUCGGUCCCGCGCACGUGGCCGGGGACGCAGACGCACUCGCACAACUACCGCACCCCGGAGGGGUUCGAGGGGAAAACCGUCGUCGUGCUGGGCGCGAUGGCGUCGGGGGAGGACCUCGCGAGGGAGAUCGCGACGCGCGCGAAGACGGUGCACUUGGCCGCGCGCGGGUGGACGCCGCCGAGGGAGGGGCCCGAGGAUGGGGACCCGGGGGACUUUCCCGCGAGCUCGUAUCCGAGGAACUGCGUCCUUCGACCGGGCAUCGCGGAGCUUCGAAGCGAGGGCGUCGCCGUCGUCUUCGAGGACGGCGCGAUCGUGGAGGGCGUGGACGCGGUCGUGUACGCGACGGGGUAUCACUACGUGUUUCCGUUUUUGGAAGGAGAGACGGACCGGGAAAAGUCCUUAAGGAUCGGCGUUCACCACGCCAGCGCGGUCGUAUGGGAACCAGUGUAUUUGGAAGGCGGCGGCGAGACGGAGAAGAAGGCGUUUUCCGUCGCCGCGGUGGAUAACUGCGUGUCGCCGUUGUAUAAGCACGUCUUCCCGCCGCGCUCGGCGCCGUCGCUGUCGUUCAUCGGGCUCCCGUGGAAGGUGGUGCCGUUCCCGCAGUUCGAGCUCCAGGCAAGGUGGAUCGCGAAAACGCUCGCGGAGGGGGGGUUACCGAGCCGCGAGGCCAUGGCCGAGGAGGCGGCCGCGUUCGAGGAGAGCCUCGCGAGGGACGGCGUCGCGCGAAGGCACGCGCACAGAAUGGGAGAGACGCAGUUCGCGUACAACGACGAGCUAUCGACGCUGUGCGGCGAGGAGCCGCUGGCGGGGUGGCGCGCGGAGAUGUACCGCGCGACCGGGCGAAGGAAGCGGUCGAAACCGACGGAGUACAGGGACGCGGCGCCGUGGGACGACGAAGCCGCGCGCGAAGCCGCGCGCGAAGAGUUCGCGAGAUUUAUAGACUAG